Messenger RNA from Saxophila tyrrhenica, 795 nucleotides. RefSeq lists its product as uncharacterized. Gene Ontology annotation, molecular function: actin filament binding. The record is from RefSeq and is a predicted model, not a curated record. Gene Ontology annotation, cellular component: nucleolus; striated muscle dense body; catalytic step 2 spliceosome. Lineage: Eukaryota; Fungi; Ascomycota; Dothideomycetes; Mycosphaerellales; Extremaceae. The coding region runs from base 1 to 795 and encodes 264 amino acids. The transcript has 2 exons.
AUGGUCAAGGCAUUAACCUUCAAAGGCGAGAAGAAGCCCUCCAAGAAGCGGAAACGAACCGCCAACGAAGCCCAAGACGAUGCAGCACCCACAUCAAAACAACUCGUCCCCGCAGCAGACGAGGCUCCGGACGACGAUGACAACUGGGUUUCCGCAGACGCGCUGUCUGACAUCUCAGGACCCGUCAUGCUCGUCCUGCCCACCGACCCUUUGACAUGCCUAGCGACCGAUGCAUUCGGCAAAGUCCACGCAAGCCCAGUAGAGAACAUGGUAGAAGAUGCGCCUUCAACAGCAGAACCCCAUCUCGUCUCGCAGGUCUGGAUCGCGACAAGAGUCGUUGGCUCGGACGGCGACUUCACAUUCAAAGGACAUCAUGGAAGAUACUUGGGCUGCGAUCAAUAUGGCAUCUGUUCUGCGACGAGGGAGGCUAUAUCGCCGGAGGAGACUUUCCGGUGUUCGCCUUCUGAGGCGGAGGCUGGGAUGUUUGAUAUACGCACGGGGAGGUCUACGUAUUUUGCGGUGGACGACGAGAAGUCUCCGCCGGAGGUCAGGGGAGAUGCGGCAGAGGUAGGGGACGCAGCACAUAUCAGAAUCAGAAUGCAGGCGCGGUUCAAGCCCAAGCAUAAGGUGGAGAAGGCGGAGAAGGUCAGGGCGAAGAUCAGCCGGAAGGAGCUGGAGGAUGAAGUUGGCAGACGGCUUGAGGAUGAUGAGGUCAAGCGGCUGAAGAAGGCAAGGAGAGAGGGUGAUUAUCAUGAAGUUAUGCUUGACGUUAAGCCGGUGAACCAGAACAAGUAG